Saimiri boliviensis boliviensis (Bolivian squirrel monkey) is the source of this 912-nucleotide messenger RNA. It is a transcript of the gene LY86, whose product is annotated as lymphocyte antigen 86. Gene Ontology annotation, biological process: positive regulation of lipopolysaccharide-mediated signaling pathway; innate immune response. The record is from RefSeq and is a predicted model, not a curated record. NCBI's taxonomy places the organism in Eukaryota, Metazoa, Chordata, Mammalia, Primates, Cebidae.
ACCUUUACGGCCUUUUUAUUGGCCGGUUAUUUUUCUGUGUGUUUCAUACCAGCCCUCACCAUGAAGGGUUUCACAGCCACUCUCCUCCUCUGGACUCUGAUUUCUCCCAGCUGCCGUGGAGGCGGCGGAGGGGGAGCCUGGCCCACACACACGGCCUGCAGUGACAGCGGCUUGGAAGUGCUCUACCAGAGUUGCGAUCCAUUGCAAGAUUUUGGCUUUUCUAUCGAAAAGUGUUCCAAGGAAUUAAAACCAAAUGUCAACAUUAGAUUUGGAAUUAUCCUGAGAGAGGACAUCAAAGAGCUAUUUCUUGAUCUAGCUCUCAUGUCUAAAGGCUCAUCUGUUUUGAAUUUCUCCUAUCCCAUCUGUGAGGAGGCUCUGCCCAAGUUUUCUUUCUGUGGAAGAAGGAAAGGAGAGCAGAUUUACUAUGCUGGACCUGUCAAUAAUCUUGGAAUUGAAAUUCCUCAGGGAGAAUACCAGGUUCUGCUGGAACUGUAUACUGAAAAACGGUCUACCGUGGCCUGUGCCAAUGCUACCAUCAUUUGCUCCUGACCAUGGCCUGUAGCAAAAAUCACAACCAGCUCCAUCUUAUGGGACCUCCAAGCCUCUCCGACUGAAUGUACUGCAUAGGGAGAAGCAGCCAAUGACAGAGAGAGGCCUUACAAAGAAGCCCCCAAAGAGUACAGUUGCUAAUUUUAGGGCCAGACAUCCCCAGACUAGACAUCCCCAGACUCCACAGAUGUAAUGAAGCCCCCAAAUGUAUCUCUUUCUAAGGGGCCUCUUGACAGUCCCUAAGCAGUCUCGAGCGUCCAUCCUUUUUCUCUAAUGGAUCACCUCACACCAGAUUCACCUGCUUUUCAGUUCCUUAGGAGUGCCUCCUCCCAGUUACCAAGAAUAAAGAAAGCUGGCCACCAU